Colletotrichum fioriniae is the source of this 393-nucleotide messenger RNA. The record is from RefSeq and is a predicted model, not a curated record. NCBI's taxonomy places the organism in Eukaryota, Fungi, Ascomycota, Sordariomycetes, Glomerellales, Glomerellaceae.
AUGUUAUCUACUCUUGCUAUGGAUCGGGAUAUUGAUGAGUGUCUCGAGCAUGUGCUAGAUUGGGACAAACUCGAAAGAGCCAAGACUCCGAUGAAGUUCACAGGCGACAACGUGCCGCCUCUUUCACCACCGCUGGCGUGGGUCCUGCUAUGGAAUGGGCGAUACUCCAACGUCUUUGGAGGAUUUGUACCAGAUGAACUGAGGCGAUGGGGCUAUGUCAUGUGGGAUGAGCAGCGGUGGAAUAAGAUGGGAGCCGGAGCGAAGGACCUCAUUCGCGGACAAUGGAAAUCUCAUCCUGAAAAUCUUGUUGAGAUCAUGGAGACCGUUGUUUACUGGAGUUUAAAUGGUAAUGCCGACGACGCCGACGAUAUUGCGGGCGCCAUGGAGGGAUAG